Messenger RNA from Macrosteles quadrilineatus (aster leafhopper), 3153 nucleotides. RefSeq names its product regulator of nonsense transcripts 2-like. The coding region runs from base 46 to 2871 and encodes 941 amino acids. Lineage: Eukaryota; Metazoa; Arthropoda; Insecta; Hemiptera; Cicadellidae. Gene Ontology annotation, cellular component: cytoplasm; exon-exon junction complex. The transcript is spliced from 22 exons. The record is from RefSeq and is a predicted model, not a curated record. Gene Ontology annotation, molecular function: protein binding; RNA binding. Gene Ontology annotation, biological process: nuclear-transcribed mRNA catabolic process, nonsense-mediated decay.
GCGAUGUUAUUGUUGAAAUGUAGGAUGUUCAAUAAAUAAAAGAAAAUGUGUGAAGAACAUCAAGAAGAUCUUGGUAUAAACCAAGAAGAAGAAUAUUCUUAUUUACGAGAAGAAUUAUUAACCUAUGUAACUGAAGCAGAAAAGAGUUUGGCAACCAAGUCAUUGAUAUUAAAAAGGAACAACAAUGCUUCCUCUGAACGUCCGAGUACUUCAGAACUGGGCAAGCGAGAUCCUAGUAUCAAGAAAAAUUCUACUUUCAUAAAAAAAGUGCGCAACAUGGCAGCUGCUCAGAUGGAGUUGUUGAUUAAGGAGUGUGCAACUCUUAACCUAACAAAGUACUUGAGUGAAGUGGCCGUUGCAAUUGUAGAAGCCAGGAUAAAGUUUACAGAUAUCCCUUCAGCUGUGCUGCUCUGCACUGAACUCAAUUGUACAUACGCUGAGUUCUCUUCAUUCUUGCAAGAGGAAUAUAUCAAAGUAUUGACAAUCAAUAAGGAUGAACCAGUUGCCAACACUAACAAGCUACGUGUAGAGGUAUGUUUCUACGCAGAACUAAGUCUGUGUGGAGUGAUCUCUGCGCGACAGUCAUUGCCUGUGUUGGGGACUGCUCUUACAGUUCUGACUGCGGACAAGACAUUCAACACACUCAGUUUGAUACUCAGUUUCUGUAAACACUGCGGCGCAGACUUUGCUGGGUUGGUGCCCAGACAGAUCAGGAUGUUGAGUGAACAGUUUGGUGUGUCGGUCAAGAGCAGCAACCUGAUGGUAGGCUCUAGACAGGAUAGUGUGAGGAACCUGCUGAAGGAUUACUACAUAUCUUUGUGCCAACAUCUGACCAACGAAAUGAAGAAACUAAAUGCUUAUGAGUCUCAGAACAAGCAUAUUCUGAUGGCGAAGGGGGAGCUGCGACCUGAUAGGGUGACAAAUGUAGAGGUCAUGAGGACAGAAAUAAACAAUCUACUCAGUGGAGCAAUGACUUUAUCUGAAUUGUUGGACGAAGAAAUGCCAGAUCUUCCAGACACAGAUCUGGCAGACUUAGUGUUGGGAGAUGGAGAAGAAUGUAGUGGACGACAAGUGUGGGAAGAUGAAGAUCUACGACGCUUCUACACUCAACUGCCUGAUGUGCAGGAAUAUCUUCAACAGAUCAACAAGCAGACUGAUCAAACCGAUAUCCCAAGCCCAAGCCAAUUGAACGAAUUGCUCAAAGCUGAUGAUGCAGAAAAUCAAAACAAGAAGACGGGCUUUGACACAUUUCUAAAACUACUCCCUGAAUGUCAGACCAAAGACAUGAUUGACAAUGCUGCUUUGGAAUUUCUCCUAUAUUUUAAUUCAAAACCUAGUCGCAAGAAACUUAUCAUCACUUUGUUCACGGUACCCAGAACCAAGACUCAGUUGCUGCCGUUGUAUGCCAGGUUUAUUGCCAUCCUUCACCCAGUAGUACCAGAAGUUGCCACUACACUAAGCCAACAACUGAAGUCUGAAAUGUUGCGGCACAUACAUAAAAAGGACCAAGUGAAUCUCGAGUCCAAGAAGAAGACGGUCAAGUUUAUUGGUGAACUGGUCAACUUUAACCUGUAUCCCAAGAAGGACGCACUACGGGCACUCAAGUUGUUACUGUACGACUUCACACACCACAACGUAGAGAUGGUCUGUUGUCUGUUGGACACUUGUGGUUGUGUGUUGUAUGCUGCUUCAGACUCCCAUCUUCCCACUAAGUAUUAUCUGGAUUUGGUCCAGCCUGAUUCGGAGAUAAAAAUCAUGAAUUGUUUAAGACAGUUGGACUGGAAUGACCCAGAGAUAGCCUCUUUUACAAUUUCUUGUCUGACAAAUGCUUCCAAGUUGUGCUACAACAGAAUCAGAGGGUUGGCUCUUACAGUUUGUGCGCUGAUUGACUAUCAGGAAGAUGCUGUGUGCAGAGUGAUUGAUGGUGUGCUGGAAGAUAUAAGACUUGGAAUGGAGGUGAACGAUGCGUCAUUGAACCAAAGACGUGUAGCAAUGAUCAAAUACCUUGGGGAGCUUUACAACUAUAGGAUGCUGGAUACCUCAGAUAUCCUCAGAACAUUGUACUCGUUGAUAUCCUUCGGAGUGUCACAGUCAGCUGAUGUGUCCUCACCAGUCGAUCCUCCCACCAGUGUGAUGAGGAUACAUCUUGUAUUGUUACUGCUCAACAGCUGUGCUUUACCAUUGGACAACGAUGAAACCGCCAAGAAAUUGGAUUACUUCAUUACCUAUUUUCAGCGUUACUACUGGAUCAAAAAGUCAAACCACAUUUGGAACGAUGAACAACCGUUUCCUAAAGACAUAGUCUUCCAGUAUGAAGAUACCUUGAAUAGUUUGUCACCUGACAUGAAACCAGCGACGGACCUUGUGACGGCCAUUAAUGCCGUUAACAAUAUCAACAGCAAGAUGUAUUCUAAGGCUGCCACUGAUAAUCCUAAUUUGGACUCACUUCUUUGUACUGUGUUUGAAGAUAAUGAAUCAAGUGACACGGAUUCCGAUGAAGAUAAAAGUGAAAAGCCUGCUUCCAAGGAAGUUCAUCAACAAUCACAGAAAGUGGAAGAUGCAGACGAUGUUUUCAUGCAAGAGCUAAGCAAGCUCAUAUCAGACAGCGUAAGGGAAGGGGAUACAAAGGUCAAACCUAAUGCAGACAUUGCAGUACCUCUUAAUUACAGACGAGCAUUGGAAGACGAAAAAUCCCAAUUUGUUCUUCUUUACAAGAAAGGGAACAAGCAAACUUUCAAGACAUUGACUUUGCCAUCAGACCACGAACUUCUAGUUAACCUCAAGUUCCGUGAAGAGGUUUCCAAAAGAGAAAAACAAACAGUGAAGAAGCUUACUUUGGAUAUAAACGAACGUCUUCAAGAUGAAACUUAGUUCAGAAGAACCCAGACUUCCAAACUUAUUUAUGCGCAUAAUCCUAUAUCACCAGUGUGGUGCCUUUGUUUUAAUGAUGAUUCUAUUGUUGUCUAUUAUUUUAGACAUGAACUUUGUUGUAUUAUUGUUAUACAAAUUUAGAUAUUACUUAUGUUUUAUGCUCAAUUAACAUUCCAAAGAAAUUUAGUCACAAGCAUAAAUUAUGUUAGUCUAAAAUAUGAUAUUUAGUCUAAAUAUGUUUUAUAGUUUGUUUAGAGAAUCGGUUGUGAUUUUUUAAAAGUA